Molecule: messenger RNA, 1830 nt
Organism: Dissoconium aciculare CBS 342.82
Lineage: Eukaryota; Fungi; Ascomycota; Dothideomycetes; Mycosphaerellales; Dissoconiaceae
Product: sphingomyelin phosphodiesterase
Exons: 2
Coding region: 1-1830 (609 amino acids)
Biological process (GO): sphingomyelin catabolic process
Molecular function (GO): sphingomyelin phosphodiesterase activity
Source: RefSeq, a predicted model, not a curated record
AUGCGUUUUCAACUCUGCUGGAGCAUUCUUGCUCUCGUCGUGAGCUUCGUCUCCGCACAAAAUGCAAGUAGCAUUCUCUCCCUGCUCGAAAGCACUACAACAUGUGCUGGCUGUGAAGUCGUUCUACUCGCCUUGAAAACCCUCGCUCUACUAGGCGACGAUGCUUUCGUCAAUACCAUCACCACCGUCUGUGUACUUGCGCAUCUCGAAGAUGAAGAUGUUUGCAAGGGUGCCAUCGCCUCGGAAGGUCCUAUCAUAGCUCACGAUCUCCGAGGGAUGAUCAUUCCUUCACAUACCGCGCAGACCUUUUGCACUUCACUUCUAGGAUUAUGUCCUUAUCCUAAUGUAAGGCCAUAUCAAGUGAAAUUUCCGAAACCCAAGCCGAAUGCCACCCGACCAGCUUCAAGUGGUCAACCGCCGUUGCAGGUUGUACAUUUCAGCGACAUCCAUAUCGAUCUGGAUUAUGAAACGGGAAGCAAUUACAAUUGUACCAAACCAAUCUGCUGUCGACCAUAUACCGCCGCCGAUGCGCCUGGAAAUACUUCUUACCCAGCGGGACCUCAUGGUAAUCAUCAAUGCGACACUCCCGAAUCACUCGAGCAGAGCAUGUACAAUGCCAUUGAGCAAUUCGCUCCCGAUGCAAGCUUCGGUCUUUUCACAGGCGAUAUUCCCGACCAUGCGAUCUGGCUUGUGGAUCGACCGGAUGUGACCAACGACAUUCAGACGGCAUAUGCUAAGAUGGCAUCAAGACUCGGAAUGCCGAUCUAUGCGACGGCUGGAAAUCAUGAAGCGGCGCCUGUUAAUAGCUUCCCUCCUGCAGGCAUCAUAGGUGCAUCAAGCAGUCAAUGGGUUUAUGAUGCCUUGUCGACGGCGUGGACGCAAUGGAUUGGACCAACUGCAGCAGCUCAAGCCGACUCAUACGGAGCUUAUUCGUACAAGCGUCCCGGUAGCAAUUUGCGUAUCAUUUCCAUCGAUACCAAUUUCUAUUACUCUGUCAACUUCUGGUUGUAUGAACUGCGCAUAAGAUAUGAUCCGAAUGGUCAGCUUGCUUGGCUGGUCAAUGAAUUGCAACGCGCUGAAGAUGCUGGCGAGCGUGUCUACAUCAUUGGACAUAUGCCGUUCGGUGUCGGGGAUGCUCUCCCAGAUGGGUCGAACUAUCUCAAUCAGAUCGUGAACCGCUACGAGGCCACCAUCGCUGCGAUGUUCUUUGGACACACCCAUUUGGAUCAUUUCGAGCUGAGCUAUCGCAACGGCUCUUCGCCAUCAGCAGACAGCGCCUCCGCCAUGUCCUACAUCUGUCCCUCAUUGACACCAACCUCCGGCGCACCCGCCUUUCGUGUCUACAGUGUAGAUCCCGUAACCUACGGCGUCCUCGACAUGACCGAAUACACCAGCAGCCUCGAGGAUCCCACCUUUCAAACCUCCAGCGGACCCAUCUGGAGCAAAUACUACUCCAGCAAAGCUGUCUAUGGGCCCCUCGUCGGCGUGACCGAUGCCUCCGCCGAGAUGACGCCUUCCUUCUGGCACCGCGUGACGCAAGCUUUCGAAACGAAUGAUGCUGCUUUUCAGGAUUAUGUCGCCCGGAAACGCCGGGGUUGGAAGGUCUCGUCCUGCACGGGAUCUUGCAAAACCGCCGAGAUUUGUCAACUCCGUGCUUCGGAAUCGCAGUAUAAUUGUAUCAAGCCGAAGCCGGGAUUGCAAUUCCGCAAGGCGAAGAGGGGUUCUGUCCUCGUUCAUGAGCAUGCUGGGACUUUGGAGAGCGAGUGUCAUGGGAGUCUGACGUCGGAGGUUUUGAGAGGUGCGAUUGGACGACGGCAGUAUACUCCGUGA